GCGUGUAUGUAUGGCCGCCUCCGCUUGGGGCUGUGGGCCCAGUGGACCUUGAUAUUGGGGUCUUCUACCCGUCCCUUCCCCAGUACUUGAUUGCACCUGUGAGGGUUGUUGGGUAGGACCGUUCAUCCCACUCGUCCUUUUUUUGUUUUGUGCUCCUCCUCUUCUGCGACAUUCCUCUUCUGUGUGAAAGAAUUGUCGGCAUGACCGAUAUUUCGGUGUGGUGGAGCAAGCCAGUCUUCGAGGUGAACUUUGUGCCGUGUCCUUAGUCAUCUGUUUCCCCUCGUCGCAGCGGUGGCGUCUUCCCCCGAACACAACGCGCCCUGAUAAUAAAUGUAUACAAACGAUAUUACUGGUCCGGUGCAGCCAAAACGAGGGUGCGUUGUGUUCGGGGGAAGAUAGUAGUUGCCUGAGGCGCACCCAGCCCUGCGUUCCCCGCCCCAUUCAUCCGUGCCAGAGAGUUGCACGUCGUCGCUGGGAGUCGCACGUCGUCGCCGCCAUGGCUGCCAUCUCGUCGCGCAACGUCGUCCUCGUUGACGUGCUGUCUCCUCAAAGUCCACCAUGUCGCGCCACAGCGAGAGGUGCUAGCUUCAUCCCAAAGGGACUUGAGAGAUCUGUUUUGCGAAGCGGUUGGAAGGCCCCGCGGCAUGCAGCGGCUGCCUUUGGAUUACGACGACCUGGAAGGCAACGCCAUAGGGAGCAGAAGAUGGGGUUCCAUCCCCUAACAACCCAUGAACAAAAGGUGGAGCAUGGUGUUAAAGCGGCAAAAACAAGGAAUGAUAACCUCGCUUCUACAAGUGACUUCCUUGAAGAAAAAGAUGUUGAUGAUUUCCUGAACAUGGAAUGGAAGGACGGCGAGCUAGACGAAGUUUUUGAGAAGUUCGGCGAAACUGUAUACGUUGACCCGAACUUGGAGGAGCUUGCCAAGGCGGAUGAAGAUGACGCAGAAGUUGAGAAAUUUGCAAUUGCGAUGGCCACUGCCGCAUAUGACACCAAAGCAGUUGACAUUCGGGUCCUUCACGUCAAGCCUCUUGUGCAGUGGACUCGCUACUUUGUAAUCGUGAGCGCAUUUUCACGACCGCAGAUCGAUGCCAUCAUGUGACGUUAUUGUGCAUAUCUUUCUUCCAAAGGAACGGGAGUUUUAUGACCUCGAGGGCUUUUACGUCAAAGCCAAGGAAGUUGGCUUACCGUUUGUCUCGCCAACACUGACAUAGAUGAUAGAUAAUAUACAGAUAUAGAUGAUGGUUAAAGCGGCACUGAUACCCUUUCGUUGCUUCUCCGGGUUGUCAGUGCUCGACAGCUGCAAUUUGCUUUCCUUUCCUGUCUACAAGCAUCGACCUGAUUCUUCAGUAGGUAGUUGGGUAGUUAAAGAGGAAGAUCACCAUGCUGCCGCUGUAGAAAAGUGAUGUCGGCUGAUGGAUCUGCAGCUUUCUUUUCCUGUCCAUGAGCAUCGGCCCAAUUCUUCAGUGCAUAAUGGUAUAACUUGAACCGCCAGUACUUGUAACCCUUCCCUUGCUGAGCCUAGAAACAUUGGCGCGGCCAGCCAUUUAGCUCUGGUUGGUUGUGCGCCGAAAGUCGCGGCAUGUUAACGGCUGCGUCGGAGAACAAUGGCUGGGAAAAACACUUGUGGUUUAAGAGGAAGAUCACGCAGCUGCUGCUGCUGAAAAAAUGGUGUCUUUGGUUAGAUCGCUGAUACGUUGGGGACAGUUUUUUGGCCCUAUAUGUAAGUGCUAGCCUGAUUUUUGAGGAGGUAGUGGUAGAGGUAGUUCAAGAGGAAAACCAAAGUGGUGCACAUUUACCUCGUGCGAAGGUGCCACACAGUCACUUUGUGUUUGCUCUUCCCUUCUUGUGAAAAGACUUGGAGCUCCAUGGCCUGACCUGAUUGCAGCUACUCCCAGCUGCAGUCUAUCCAUCUAGUCGGUUCACUGGAGCAUACGGCACAGUUGUGCAAGGGUGGAUACACAGAAGUAAUUCUUGUGGGAGGUACUAAACUGUAGUUUUACCCGCUGCUCAACCAAUGUACAGUUUUCAGGAGGGAGAUUUACCAUCCAUUGUUGCACCAGUGUACUGUUUUCUGUGUUCAUUCAGCUGAGUGUGUGGACAUUUCGAUCAACUUGUCUUUGCUCUGAUGUCUAUCACAGUUAUGCUUCGGGCAUUACUGUCCUCCAAUUUUUUUAUGCAGUGGAUUUUUCAGAGGUUCUCAAAUGAGGCUAGGUUGAGA
Chara braunii is the source of this 2218-nucleotide messenger RNA. The record is from the annotation of a GenBank genome assembly. NCBI's taxonomy places the organism in Eukaryota, Viridiplantae, Streptophyta, Charophyceae, Charales, Characeae.